UUGAUAAAACCUUCCUAAUUCAAACAUCAUCGUCGUCGAUAAAGAAACCGUUACUAGAGCAAACCGCCCACAGUUCACCUGAAGAAGAAAAGGAAGAGGAGGAAGAAGGAGAAGAAGAGGGAAAGGUGGUCGAAAGGGCGAGAGUCGGAAUGGAAACGGAAGAUUGGGAUUUGAGUGCGGAGGAACUUGAUUCACUCGAACGAGACGCUUUCAGACAGAUUGCUCUCCGCAAUUCUUCUUCUUCCACCGCUUCCGUUUCCAAUAACUCCAUUCACUCCUCUAACCCCAACCCCAACCCCAACCCCAUCAUUCCUUCUCUUCCCCGCAAGGUAGAUGAUUUGCCCCCUGGGUCCAGAAUACCACCCCCAUCUACAGUAGUCAGAGGUAACUGCUCAAAGGAACUCCACAAGCUCUCUGUCAAGUUUUUUCUUCAUGCUAGUGGAAAUAUUGCUGCAAAAUUUUCAUACGACCCGGUAGUUGUGGGUGCGUUCCGAAAGAUAUCCAAAGCCAGUUGGAAUGCAAAAGAAAGAUUAUGGAUGUUCCCUUUGUCUUCUUUGUCGUCAGCUGAAAAGGUUCUCCAUGAAAUAACCGGUAUCAAUGUUGAGAUAGAGAACAUAGAUCCCUUGGUGCGGCGAGCGAUUGAUGCUGCUACAGCUGUUCCAGAUCUUCGAGAUCGAUAUGAUAGGAUCCCAAGUUACAUCGAAACAAAGCUUCUGCCAUUCCAGCGUGAUGGUAUUAGGUUUGUAUUGCAGCAUGGAGGUCGUGUCCUUCUAGCAGAUGAGAUGGGACUAGGAAAGACCCUACAGGCCAUUGCUGUAACAACUUGUGUUCGUGACUCAUGGCCUGUUCUUGUUCUUACCCCUUCUUCUUUACGUUUGCAUUGGGCUUCUAUGAUCCAACAAUGGUUGAAUAUCCCAUCAUCAGAUAUCCUUGUGGUUUUAUCUCAGUGGAGUGGAUCUAACAGGGGUGGAUUCAGAAUUGUACCCUCAAACACGAAGGGCACUAUUCAUCUGGAUGGUGUGUUCAACAUUAUCUCCUACGAUGUUGUCCUUAAGUUACAGAAAAUACUAGCAGAAUCAGAGUUUAAGGUUGUGAUUGCAGAUGAGUCACACUUCUUGAAGAAUGCUCAAGCAAAGAGAACAAGUGCUUCCCUUCCAGUUUUACAGAAAGCUCAAUACACAAUUUUGCUCAGUGGAACUCCUGCUUUAUCACGGCCGAUUGAGCUAUUCAAGCAGCUUGAAGCCUUGUAUCCGGAUGUAUAUAGGAAUGUUCACGAAUAUGGUAAUCGAUAUUGCAAGGGUGGUGUAUUUGGAAUGUAUCAAGGUGCAAGUAACCAUGAAGAAUUGCACAACCUGAUGAAAGCAACUGUGUUGAUCCGCAGGCUUAAAAAAGAUGUACUGUCUGAGCUUCCUGUGAAACGCAGGCAACAGGUCUUCCUAGAUUUGGAUGAAAAGGACAUGAAACAAAUCAACGCUUUAUUUCGUGAGUUGGAGGUGGUAAAAAGCAAAAUCAAGGCCAGCAAAUCCAAAGAGGAGGCUGAAUCACUAAAAUUUUCUGAGAAAAAUCUUAUUAAUAAGAUAUAUACUGACUCUGCACAAGCCAAGAUUCCAGCAGUCCUAGAUUACCUGGGAACUGUUGUUGAGGCAGGCUGCAAGUUUCUAAUAUUUGCACACCAUCAGCCGAUGAUUGAUUCAAUCUUCCAGUUUCUUGUGAAGAAAAAGGUUGGUUGCAUUCGAAUUGAUGGCAGUACUCCUUCAUCAUCAAGGCAGGCUUUUGUUACAGAUUUUCAGGAAAAAGAUACUAUUAAGGCAGCAGUGCUAUCUAUCAAAGCUGGAGGUGUUGGGUUAACUUUGACAGCUGCAAGCACAGUUAUUUUUGCAGAAUUGUCUUGGACUCCAGGCGACUUAAUUCAAGCAGAAGACCGCGUCCAUAGGAUUGGCCAGGUGUCAUCGGUUAAUAUACACUACCUGCUAGCAAAUGACACAGUCGAUGACAUAAUAUGGGAUGUUGUCCAGAGCAAGUUGGAAAAUCUGGGACAGAUGCUUGAUGGCCACGAAAAUACCUUGGAAGUUUCAGUCAGCCAGCCAAGAAGUAGCCCUUCAAAGCAGAGAACAAUAGACUCUUUCAUGAAGCGCUGUAACAAUGUGGACAACCCAGAGCAUCAGCCCAAUCUCAAACACCCCAGAAACUGAACAUACCCAACUAAAAUGAUAAUGUUUUCUUUGUGCCCUAAUGCACAUAUGUAAGUAAAUAUGCAUGCACUGGCACAUAUCUAUGUGCUUCAAAUGGGCUACAAACAAUCUGCCCCCUGCAGUAGUAGUGUGCAUCUUUUUGGGUUAUGGGCAUCUUGGUGGAGCUCGGAUUUGGCUUUAGUACUUUGUGUAAAUUGGAUUACUCCAUCUAUGAAUCAGUGGGUAGCAUUGUGAACAUCAGGACUGUAAUAUAUCUCUGUUUGGAUCCAACUUUUCCAUUUGAGAUUUAUACGUGACAUGAUAAAUAUGAAAAUAAUUUUGGUCACUUUCA
Molecule: messenger RNA, 2523 nt
Organism: Vitis riparia (riverbank grape)
Lineage: Eukaryota; Viridiplantae; Streptophyta; Magnoliopsida; Vitales; Vitaceae
Product: SWI/SNF-related matrix-associated actin-dependent regulator of chromatin subfamily A-like protein 1
Exons: 24
Coding region: 150-2192 (680 amino acids)
Biological process (GO): DNA repair; replication fork processing
Cellular component (GO): nuclear replication fork
Molecular function (GO): ATP-dependent chromatin remodeler activity; ATP binding
Source: RefSeq, a predicted model, not a curated record